Maniola jurtina (meadow brown) is the source of this 3355-nucleotide messenger RNA. It is a transcript of the gene Tkz, whose product is annotated as discoidin domain-containing receptor 2-like. The record is from RefSeq and is a predicted model, not a curated record. NCBI's taxonomy places the organism in Eukaryota, Metazoa, Arthropoda, Insecta, Lepidoptera, Nymphalidae. Gene Ontology annotation, cellular component: signaling receptor complex. Gene Ontology annotation, biological process: positive regulation of kinase activity; multicellular organism development; cell surface receptor protein tyrosine kinase signaling pathway. Gene Ontology annotation, molecular function: ATP binding; protein tyrosine kinase collagen receptor activity; collagen binding. The coding region runs from base 315 to 2939 and encodes 874 amino acids. The transcript is spliced from 16 exons.
UACGUGCAUGAACGGAGAUAAGAGAGCUUUGUGCUGAGGUCGAUUAAAUCGAGGUGUACUAAAACAAUAAUUUUUAUACCGUAUCGUGGAUUCUUUUCUAAGUACUCAUAACUAAACAUUGGUAUAAAAUGGUUGUAUUUGGACCUUAGCGAGUGGUUUGUGUCGUCCAGUGUAGAAACUUACGAGUUAUGGCUGGUGAUUUUAUAUGUGCUAGGACAACGUUAUGGUAAUUUACCCAUGUUAUCGUGCUUCACCUGUGUACCUGGCAUUGGAGUUGGAAGAUAUGGUAGCGAUGGUGAAGUGAGCGCAGCGAGAUGGUACCGUGUGUGCUAGCGGCGCUCUUGCUCCUCGCCAGGGCUGCACGCCUCCACGCCCUCGACAUAUCGCAAUGCAUCGCCCCGCUCGGCAUGGAGAGCGGCCUGAUACCGGACCGGGACGUGACCGCCAGCUCCUCAUACAACGACGGCAACGUGGGCUCGCAAAACGGACGAUUGAACCAAGAAAUCAAAGGUGGGGCGUGGUGUCCGAAGUCGCAGAUCACUACGGAGUCGACGGAAUGGCUGGAGAUCAACCUUCACUCGGUUCACGUCAUCACGGCUACAGGCACCCAGGGGAGGUUCGGCAACGGCCAGGGGGUGGAAUACACGGAAGCCUACGUCAUAGAGUAUUGGAGGCCGAAGCUGGGCAAGUGGGUGCGGUACAGAGGCGCUGAUGGGCAAGAGAUCCUCACUGGCAAUACUAACACGUAUUUGGAGAAGAAGAAUCACCUGGAACCGCCGAUAUGGGCGUCGAAGAUUCGCUUCAUACCAUACAGCUCGCACCGGCGCACCAUAUGCAUGAGGGUGGAACUCUAUGGCUGUUUCUGGAGUGUCGGCAUAGUCUCCUAUUCAAUGCCGAAAGGGGAUAAACGAAGCAACGGCGUAGAGUUAACCGAUAUGAUCUACGACGGCCAAUGGGGCGAGGAGCUAAGGAACGGACUGGGGCAGCUAGUGGACGGGCAGUUCGGAGGUGACGAGAUUCGCGAGGCAGCCAAGACCUCCGCCUGGGUCGGUUGGAGGAACGACUCAAGGCCCAACCCUCCGGUCCUCAUCUUCGAGUUCGAUAAAGUUCGCGAGUUCAGCGCUGUCCAUUUGUUCUGCAAUAACAAGUUCAUGAGAGAUGUACAGGUUUUCUCCGAAGCGAUAAUCACGUUCUCGAUCGGCGGUCGCCAUUUUCAAGACGAGCCUAUUCGGUACACUACGGUAGAAGACAACAUCUUCGAGAGCUCGCGUAACGUCAGCAUAAAACUACACCAUAGAAUCGGGAAGUGGGUCCGUAUCGAACUUCACUUCUCGGCUCGUUGGAUCCUUGUCAGCGAAGUCGUCUUCGAUUCUGACGUAGCACAAGGUAACUACACGCCAGAGAGCCUGAAACCAUCCAUCGGCAAGGACAAAGCGAAGAUACAAUCCAGCAAGGAUUUGCCCAUAUCCACAGCACAUCAGGAAGAUCCAUUAUACAUGGCCAUUGUCGUGGGGGUUUUGACAGCUCUAGUCAUACUUCUAGCGGUCGCAGUCUUCCUCAUAAUACAUAGGCAUAGACAUAGGAAAUGCUUCGCUUCACCCCUGGCGAAGACCACGAUAGCUCAACGAACAGUUGCAGACAAUUAUAACCCCUGUGGCACAUCCAUGCUCCCUGACAAUAAGAUGAUAAUCGAUUGCGGUUUGGACGUCAAGUCUGAUGAAUAUCAGGAGCCUUAUCAAGCGCUAAAGUGCGCGCCGUACUUAAGUUAUAGCACAGUGCUUUUAGAAAUGAAGGAUUUUGUCAAAGACUCCAACACAGCAUUAUCAGAUAGUUCGAACUAUGACUACGCAGUGCCGGAGCUCAGUUCGGCGCCGCUGCUGACGAAGCGCCGGCUGGCAGACAGCCUGUCGGGUCGAGCCACGGAGCUGAUCACCGACCACGACACUCUUGGGGAGCUGGACGCCCGACGGUCCGCGGCUGGUUCCAUACGCUCCAAGCACAGUACUCGGUCGCCCAGUCAGCAAGAGAUUCUAAUAGACCUGAAGCGGCGACUCGAGAGUACAAACGUGAUCGAGUUCCCUCGACAUCGGUUGCGAAUGAUCUCUAAACUGGCGGAGGGGGCCUUCGGAACUGUAUACGUGGCGGAGGCGGACGGCGUGCCGGAGUACAGCGGCGCGGUGUCGGCGGAGAAGCGCCUCGUGGCCGUCAAGUUCCUGUGCCACGACGCGUCCGCCAAGGAGAGGUACAUCAUGGAGGACUUCGAAAGAGACGUCCGUAUUCUGGCUGCCCUGUCUUCGCCGCACCUCGCGCGAGUGUUGGGCGCUUGUCGCUCGCCUCCCUUAGCUGUAGUCCUCGAGUACUUAGAAUUAGGUGAUCUGUGCGCGUUCUUACGCGCCGGUCCGCCGCCGAGUACCGGUACGCUGUUGCACGUGGCCACGCAGAUAGCGGCCGGGAUGCACUACCUCGAGUCUUUGAACUUCGUGCAUCGCGAUUUGGCUACUAGGAACUGCCUGAUCGGCAAAGGCUACCAAAUCAAAAUCAGCGAUUUCGGCACAGACAACGAAGCAUACGCCUGCGAUUACUACAAAGUGGACGGCAGGAUACCCUUGCCCCUGCGCUGGGCAGCGUGGGAGUCCGUGCUGAGAGGCAAAUAUACCACCAAGAGUGACGUGUGGGCGUUCGCGGUCACCUUGCACGAGAUAUUCACGCUGUGUCGUCGGCGACCUUAUGAACAUCUCACUGAAUCAGAGGUUCUAGAGAACUUAUCCCAUUUGCAAGCGGACGACGGUCUGUUCGAGUGUAUAGACCGCUGCGGUGGCUGUCCCAGAGACAUCUACGAGCUGAUGUGCGAGUGUUGGCGGAGGGACGAGAUGGACCGACCGACCUUCACCGAGCUACACCUGUUCCUGCAGAGGAAAGCGAUACCGUAUGCCUCGUGACUACGUAACGGCCACACGCUGGGCUAUCUGUGAGUUUAAUCUCUUCUGUUUAGUCUAAGACUUAUCUAUAGAGCGCAUUUUGACUUUGCUCAGGCUUAAGACACUGGUAAAACGAGACAGCGUUAUACCGCUGGCAUAAAUCUGUCUCGUUUUUACUGAAACUUAAGUCUAAGCAAAGUCAAAGUGUGCGCUAUAGAUUUCAACAUGACCGCAUGCUGAGAUGCAGGUGUCGCAGCUCAGUACAGAUUUUGCAGGGCAGGGCAAUUGAAGCACACAUAAGCCGUGAGCGUACGCUACAACACAGCUCACACAGCUGAGUUGACUCGUCCAGCGGCUCGAUCGCGGUAGGAUGACAGCUACAAUGUCACGUUCGCAAUCACCUCUGAUUGGUUGACCCUUAAUCACUAUUGGCUACA